AGUGCUGGGAUUACAGGCAUGAGCCACCGCGCCCCGCCACGAUCUUUCUAAAACACACAUUUGAACUUCUUUGUUCUAAAAAUGUCUCGGUGGACUCCUUGCUGCCCGUGGGGCCAAAUCCCAGCUUCCGCACAACCCGCCGUGUAUGUGGACUGCACUCCGUCUCUAAACUCAUCUCUUGCGCCACUGAGCCAGUGCUCCCCAAGGCCAGGACUGGUCCUGGCUUAAGAUCCAGUCGAAGAGACUCGUCUAGGGGGUCUUUUCUGACCGCGCGUCCUCCUCUGGCCCUCUAGGCGGCCUGAGCACGCUCACUGACACCGUUUGGCGGCUUGUCACCUGCGUGGCUUGGGCACCUGCAGAAACUGCUGUUGCUGCGAGGUGCCCGUGUGGGUCACCGCUGCGCCAGUGAGAGAAGACGGCGAGGUCGCCCCUGGGAGGCAGAAGGCGAGCCAGGAGCCAGUCCUGGAAGCCAAUGAUCAGAGGCGCCGCCCAAGAGACCCUGGGCCCGCGCCGGGCGCAGCUGCCUCUCCGCGUUUGCCUGUCCGUCUUUGUGUCUGUCUCUGUGUCUGUCUGGCUAUCUCCGAGUUUGCCUCCGCUUCCAGAACUAAGCCAUCCAGACACCAUCAUCCCGAAACCUCAAGCCCUUCUCCCAUGGCAGGCUACUUGCCCCCCAAAGGCUACGCCCCUUCGCCCCCACCUCCCUACCCUGUCACCCCUGGGUACCCGGAGCCGGCGCUACAUCCUGCGCCCGGGCAGGCGCCAGUGCCUGCCCAGGUACCUGCCCCAGCUCCUGGCUUCGCCCUCUUCCCCUCGCCCGGUCCCGUGGCCUCGGGGUCUGCUGCCCCCUUCUUGCCACUGCCUGGGGUGCCUUCCGGCCUCGAAUUCCUGGUGCAGAUUGAUCAGAUUUUGAUUCACCAGAAGGCUGAGCGAGUGGAAACGUUCCUAGGCUGGGAGACCUGUAACCGCUAUGAACUGCGCUCUGGGGCCGGGCAGCCCCUGGGCCAGGCGGCCGAGGAGAGCAACUGCUGCGCCCGUCUGUGCUGUGGCGCCCGCCGGCCGCUGCGUGUCCGCCUGGCCGACCCCGGGGACCGCGAGGUGCUCCGUUUGCUCCGCCCGCUGCACUGUGGCUGCAGCUGCUGCCCCUGUGGCCUCCAGGAGAUGGAAGUACAGGCUCCCCCAGGCACCACUAUCGGCCACGUGCUACAGACCUGGCAUCCCUUCCUCCCCAAGUUCUCCAUCCAGGAUGCCGAUCGCCAGACAGUCCUGCGAGUGGUGGGGCCCUGCUGGACCUGUGGCUGUGGCACAGACACCAACUUUGAGGUGAAGACUCGGGAUGAAUCCCGCAGUGUGGGCCGCAUCAGCAAGCAGUGGGGGGGCCUGGUCCGAGAAGCCUUCACGGAUGCAGAUGACUUUGGCCUACAGUUCCCGCUGGACCUGGAUGUGAGGGUGAAGGCUGUGCUGCUGGGAGCCACGUUCCUCAUUGACUACAUGUUCUUUGAGAAGCGAGGAGGUGCGGGGCCUUCUGCCGUCACCAGUUAGAGGCCACCAUGGUGUGAGGAGACCAUCACCUCGAUGAGAACUCCAGAUGGUCGCCUGCCCUGGCCCCUCCUCCGGGCAGCCCCUUUCCUCCAUGUACACUGCAGGGGACAGAAGGGGGCCCCCAUCCCUACCCUGCUCCCUCGCCUCCUGCCCCUGUGGUACCCAAGGAGGGGUAUGUAUGAGAGCCCCUCUCCUGCUACCUCCCACCAUUGUCCCAGCAGUCCCUUGGCACACAGGCAUAUCAGCUUUCACACUUUCCCCAUGCACUCCCUCCCGCCCCCUUCCAGGGCCUCUGCUCCAAAGGAGACCUCUGGAACCCAGGACUCUGGGGUUUUACAAGAGGGCUAGGGUGGGGAAGGGCAAGCUGCACCAAAGACAGUGGACAUAGCCACCCCCCCAGCAUCUGCUUGGCCAAUUAGUUCAGCCUCAGACCAUGGCACUUCAACGGGGUCUCCACCUCCCCAUCAACAGCUGCAGGGGGACCCCAGUGCCAACUUCCUCUCCCACUAGGGCCCUGCCCUCAGCUGGUGCUUGCUGCGAUUCCUGUGCCUUAUGUAACCGCCCUUCCUUCCCUUGCCCUAGGAAAAAGGCUGCAUCUUUAUAUGUUACAUUCAUAUAAACUUUGUAACUUUUUGGA
Cercocebus atys (sooty mangabey) is the source of this 2176-nucleotide messenger RNA. RefSeq names its product phospholipid scramblase 3 (gene PLSCR3). Gene Ontology annotation, biological process: plasma membrane phospholipid scrambling. The transcript is spliced from 8 exons. Gene Ontology annotation, molecular function: phospholipid scramblase activity. The record is from RefSeq and is a predicted model, not a curated record. Lineage: Eukaryota; Metazoa; Chordata; Mammalia; Primates; Cercopithecidae. Gene Ontology annotation, cellular component: plasma membrane. Bases 652 to 1539 code for a protein of 295 amino acids.